AUGCAAGUGCUCCCGCACCGCCUCUAUAUUUCCAAGAUAAACCUACUCGGAAACAAGCCUUGUGGAGCAUACAGUGUAUCAACAUCAUACGCACAUAUAUCAAGCCUCAGGCAAUUCGGUUGUCCGUUCAUCAACCAUAGGCAAAGAUAUCACUGCCCUGAAAAACAUUUAAAAGUAUUAAGUUCGGAAAACCUCCGUCAACAAUGGGAGAUAAUCUUGGCCAGCCUUCCAUGGAAAGCCUACUCCACUCAACUGAGGGCGAUCAUGAUAUUUAUCAGCCUGAUCAAUUACUUCUAA
Messenger RNA from Morchella importuna, 297 nucleotides. RefSeq lists its product as uncharacterized. Bases 1 to 297 code for a protein of 98 amino acids. NCBI's taxonomy places the organism in Eukaryota, Fungi, Ascomycota, Pezizomycetes, Pezizales, Morchellaceae. The transcript has 4 exons. The record is from RefSeq and is a predicted model, not a curated record.